AUGAUUUGUGCAAUUGUUUUAUCAUCGAAUAAAUCAUACAGCCAGUUGGUUUUAUUAACUCUGAUUUACCUAUGUGUUCCAGUGAAAGCGAAAUUGCCAAUAUUAUUUCCUCCUACAGCCCCAACGAGAGUGCAGUGGAUUGCAGGUAUCGGUAUACCAUUGGACAAUUUGCGUUUCGAAGCCAUGACCUCUGGUUAUGUGCUCAAGGCUGAAUACUUUCUACCUUCGACCGUGGAACAAUUAAAAACCAAAAGCCAGUUGCCAAUAACAGUCAGAAAACUGGAUACCCCAACGAAAUUUGAGCAAUUCUUUGUGGACGACGAUGCGUUAUUGACAAAUGCCACCAAAAGUGAGGAUUUUUUACAACAUCACAAGCAUGUCCGCAGCAGCUACCGAUGGACGGUGUACAAAGGCUUGGAGGGAUUGGCAACAAGAAUGGGUUUGUCUGGACGAGAUUGUAUGCUAAAGAGUAUUUGUGAAGCGGCCGAAAACCCUUUCCACCACUACAAUGGUCUAUUCGGGGAGCUGCUGCACAUAUUAUUGACGCCGUCAGCCUCAAAAGAUGAACUCUCAACCCAUUCGGACAAUGAAUACUUUCAAGCUGAGAGCAUUGGACGUUCUGGUGCCAAAUGUGGUCAAGUGUUCAGUACCUGCGCACGAUCCUUGUUGGAACAUUUUACAGAUUUUCCGCAAUUAUCACACAACAUAAUGUCAUUGAUAGGACUGGAAAUUAGCAAAAAUUAUACCGAUACCAAGACAGAAUUCAGACGUUCGUCCGAUUGUUAUCCUGUCGUUUUUUCACAAGUUUUGGAGCGUAUUAUGAAUACUCAAAGUGAUACCUUUCUGCAUUUGAAAGAGCCUUUGACUGAUAGACAAUCUGGAUUUCGAUCAAAAAGAAACUGUUCCACUGUUCUAAUUGGCGUCGUGGAAGAGUUUAAGCAAAAUAUAGAUGAUAAUAAUAUGGUAUCAUUUCUGGUUCUACUAGACCAAGUAAAGCCUUUGACAGAGUGA
This is a messenger RNA of Stomoxys calcitrans (stable fly), 1011 nucleotides long. RefSeq lists its product as uncharacterized. The transcript is spliced from 5 exons. Bases 1 to 1011 code for a protein of 336 amino acids. The record is from RefSeq and is a predicted model, not a curated record. Lineage: Eukaryota; Metazoa; Arthropoda; Insecta; Diptera; Muscidae.